Messenger RNA from Ceratina calcarata, 7728 nucleotides. It is a transcript of the gene rho-6, whose product is annotated as serine protease rhomboid 6. Bases 3093 to 3995 code for a protein of 300 amino acids. The record is from RefSeq and is a predicted model, not a curated record. The transcript has 5 exons. Lineage: Eukaryota; Metazoa; Arthropoda; Insecta; Hymenoptera; Apidae. Gene Ontology annotation, cellular component: membrane. Gene Ontology annotation, molecular function: serine-type endopeptidase activity.
AUUGAAUUUUGUAAGGUACAUUGAGUGAUAAUUUCUAAAAUAAAUUGGAACCUGUUUUCAUGUUGAUAUAUUGAACUUAAUACAGAUUGUAAUUCUUUGAUGGAUGAAAACAGCGUCACGAGGUUGAUGUAACUUCAAAAUUAUUUUGAUUUGCGGCCGUCGUCAUCGUGCGAACCAUAGGAUUUCGUUUUGGAAGCCGACAAAGGGCUCGUGACAGAAAGUCGAUAGAAACGUCGCUGAAAAUUAAUGAGCCAAUCGUGUGUAGCAUGCCCCGCACCGCCGGAAUAAUUAAUGAUCCUGUUAUUUGUAGUUUCUUCAGUUCCCAUUGAGCCCCGUCGCUCUUCCUGGAUGUGCCCUCGCUCUGCCUGUGUAGCUGUUCCGGGUGGAUCGACAGGUUUUCGGGUAGCCGAGAGUGCUUGACAAAUUGCGACUACUUUGAAAAAUUAGCUGAAAUGUAGCUGUAGUAAAUAAGCACAUACUGCUUAUUUGGCUGUUCUGUACAGAUUCGUAAUUGUAUAAUAAUUUAUAUUAAAUAAGUUAACAUACUAGUGAUUAUGUAGUGAAAGAAUUUUGUAAAAGAUCUGUGAAAAUAACUUUCUGUAAGACUUUGGUACGCGCGCGUUUAUCGUACAUAUAUGAAACAGCAUACUUUUUGUAGGUAACACUCUUCAAUUUAGGAAUUCGCUAAUGUAAAUUCAUGGUAUAAUCACAUUUUCUUAACGAGUUAAAGAUCUCCUUUACAUAACAAGAAAACGACACUUGUUAGACACUUAGGACAGGAAUGGUCGAGCGCAGUUUUGGCUGGGCUAGCGUGUCGCUAAAUCAAUGUCAAUUCCCGUUCUUCACCGCUGCCAGGCCAUUUUCUUGGCGGCGCGACGGACAACUCAACCACCGGCCGACUGACACCGCGUUUGAUGUCCAUUAUUGUAAUAGCCGAUCAUUUUGCUGAUAAAUGAUCGUUUUUCUGUCGUACUACGUAAUUUCACACCUACCCUGCGAAAUGCAUUCUACGCCAAAUGUCCUUAAUCCUUUUUUAUCGUGAUCUGCUUUUAUUUUAUUGCCUGUUGUCGCUAGCGAAAAAUGUUUCAUACAGAACUUGUAACUCUUGUCGACAGCUACAAAUAAGGUCAAAUGAAAUUUCUCCGCAGGUCCGAUGAUUUAGGUGUAUUUGAGAAAAAACGAAAUUUUUUCCAAACAUUUGCCAUUUCGACGGUGGGAACGGCCGAAUUUUAUCAGUACCAAUAAAAUGCCGAUUAAUCAUACUUAACUCGUUAAAUACUGGAGUUAGAAGAAAAAUACAUAGCAUUCGGUUGUUUGAAGCACAUUACAAAUAGAAUAUCUACGUUAAAAACUACAUAUGUAAAAAUAUGUAUAUACAGAAAGUAGUGGUUUAAAAUCAAGCUAUAACGAUACUAUAAAAAUUUCCUUUUCGCUGAAAGUUUUAUGAAUGGGAUUCCAAGAGAGAGAAUAACAUUCUCUUCUCCCUUGUCACGUUUAUCGCACGAGUUUCAUUUCUGUUCGGUCACUCGACGAAUGGGGAGCACACUUUUUUAACAUUUAGUAGCCUUGAAUUUUAAUUUCUGCUUAUUUCACAGUACUCGCUCGUUCCUGUUCUUCUUGCCGGACUUUUUUUCUUCAGAGACAAUGUUCUGUCGCGGUUUCAAGUAUCGUUGACAGAGUUAUAAGGUGCAGUAGAUUAUUUUAUAAUAAUGCGUCACGCGGUGUUGGGCAUUAAUCAGUUAUAGAAUAAUGUAUAAAAUGAUUCUGGGAUGAAAUUGUACUAGACAAAACUUCACAAAAGUAUACUUAUAAAAAAUCAAAGAGGAGGUUUACGGUUCGCAUGAGGCAUGUGUCUACCCACCCCGGCGAGAGAAUCAUCUGUUUGUCCGCAGAUAAUUAACGUAACGGUUGCCUGAUCACGCAAAUCAAAGGCAUCUAGACGCGGACGCAGGCGUAAUUAAGGCCUCUCCCAGACUGCGCAAAGAACAAUAGGGAUUGCACCGGCGCGCAUCGCGCGUCAAUGAUCGCGACGUGCCUGAUCCUCCCUCAAUCAUCGGCAAUCGACCACGACCAAGUUGCUGCUCUGUCUGCUCUUCAACGCGUGACCGACUUCUUUUGCAUUGUUACCGCUCUCUCAGUCUCGUGCUGAAUUCACUUUUCUUUAUUUCUUUUCAAAUUACAAUUCAUGUCGGUUUCUGCAUGAAUUGUAAUAAAAAAUCAUUCGUAAAUCAAAAAUGGUCCUGAAAUGUACACGGAAUCGGAAGCUUGCAGCUUUAUAGAAAUAUAUCUUAUGUCUUGAUGGAUUUUCAAACAUGUCGAAUUUUAAUUCGUAAAAAAAGAAUUGUGCAAACUGUAUAACAAAAAAAAUUAUUAAGAGCCUGUGUCUUAGAUAUCUUGAAAUUCCAAGCUGCUCUUAUGUUUCUCUAAACGCAAAUGAUUGCUCACACGUGAAUCUCACUCUGUGAAGUUCUCCAUUAACCCAUAUUACCCAGCAAAAGUCAGAGAUAUUCCUAUUAAAGUUGCCGUUCAGAACUCGAAGUUUUCGGGUGAAAACUGAGUAGAUGGCAACUUUGAGGAUAGAGAGGAAGGGUUGCGAAACGAGCGAAAUCGUCUGGUUUCGCCACUUCAUAUGGGACGAGGAUGGAAGAUAGGAGGGUUUGGUCGCAAACUCAACUCGAGCUCCAAUAAUUCAGAGGCAAAUUCUAUGGUGGCUCGACAACACAGGUCGGGCAAAGACCGCCGCGCCGAAACGGACAAAGGGGUCACCGGGAUUGACCUCGCCGAAACUUCUAUUCUUCCGUCUCUGUCUACCGUUUUCACUCUUCCCUCUCCACUUACUUCGUACCUACCUACCUACCUACCUGGCUCUGGCUGCCUGCUGUCCGCUUUUCUCGCACGCGUCCAGCGCAUCCCUCGUACUUUGCAAGCCCCGGGAUAAAUGAACGCGUACAGUUGUGACUGGAUUAAAGGGUGGACCUCACAGUUAACUAUGGAAGUGGGAGGACGCGAACCUUUUGAAUAUUGAAAGUGAUGGCAAUUUUUCUUCCUCGUGGUAUUUAUGGAGAGAAUGGACGUGGAAAAGUCAGGUCAACAUGGACGCUGAAGCAGCGCUGCUGGAGAACUCUCCAACGCUCUCGACGAUCUCGUCCGAUUGCACGGACACCACAUAUUCAGGCCCCGGUUCGCCGUAUUCCCCAGAAUCCCCGAUCAUUGUCACUACCUCGUACAAGAAGACAAAGGAUGACGAGGUCACGCCCAGACCCACACCCAGACACCCGUUUCCAUCCAGGAAGCCUAACUUCCGGAUACGACCGCCCUAUCUUAUGAUCUGCAUCAGCAUUAUCGAAAUAGCGGUUCACUGCCUAGGGGAUGAGGCCACUCUGCGCAGGUGGUUGGUCUACGACCCCCGUCAAAGGGUGCAGGGUUGGAGAUUCGCCUCGUACAUGCUGCUACACUCGAAUGCGCUUCACCUUGCGUUGAACGUGGUUAUACAGUUGGUGCUGGCCACUCCGCUCGAGGUGGAACAGGGCCGAAUCGGAGUGGCGACAAUCUAUUUGGGGGGUGGUGUCUGUGGAGCACUUGGAGCAUCUCUUCUACAACCGAGCCUCUUUUUGGUCGGAGCCUCGGCGGGUGUCUACGCCCUACUAACUAGCCAUCUUGCACAUUUAUAUUUGUGUCACGGAGAGCUCCGCUAUGCUGGCUGGCGUCUUGGCGCCGUGUUACUGCUAGCCAGUGCGGACGUGGCUUCGCUUCCAAUUCCGGCGCUUCUUGGUUGCGGUAGAGUCGGCUGGGCCGCGCACGUGGCUGGCGCCCUAGCUGGUCCCCUUUUGGGUCUCGCGGUGUUCCCGAAUCAAAGCAAAAAAGACGCUAGAGGCCGGCGAUUUGUCAGAUUCGUGCGUCUACUGUCGGCCAUCAGCGUGAUGCUUCUGGUCGUCGGCGCCAUCCUUGGCAACAUUUACUUAAUUGCACUGCCACAGCUAAGGAAGCCGUCCUGACAGAGGAUCGAGCUGCUCGUCAAGCUCUGCAGACGGUCCUUUCUCAUCGUUAAGAUCCGGGAGGCUGCCGAGAGCGUUUUCGAGUAGGUUCUCACCCGAAUUUCUUUGGAAUGAACAUUUUUCCUUGAUACGGAGAGAGGAACUAUAUUCACGGAAUCGUGAGAAAAACAAAAAGCAAAAAAGGAAUUUUGGAAAUUGAGAUAGAAUUGAAGCGGACUUUGAAUUUGUAGGAGCUGGAAUCGUGAAAUUAUCGAAAGAAGGAGUAGGACAAUUUUAAUCAAAUAAGAAUAUAAUUUUGGAGAGGAGAACAAAAUUGGAUUGUAAAUUUUGAAUGAAGUUAGCAAUUAUAUUAUGAGUUAUUCCAUUUCGAAACAUAGUUGUGAUGUAUAUCGGAGAAAAAAUGUUUGAAUCGAUGAUAUCAAAUCAGAUUUGUUCGUGGAAUUGUAACAGUUGACCUGAAUAAACGAUAACAGGAAGACUUGGAUGAUCUAGUCAAGAUAAGGAAAAAUUGAAGACACUCGAAAAUUGAGUAGUGAAGUAAGUUUUACUAGAGAAGAAAAUGAUUGAGAUAUCUUUGCCAAAACUGCCAUACAACAUUUGUUGAAUGAAUCUCCAAAGACGAGUUAAAGAAGAGUCAGUAUAAAAAGAGAUGAAGAAUUCUUAAAAAAUAAACGAACGAGGAACACUGCCAGAAAUUGCAGCUGGUUCGAUCGAAGUUUCAUCGACAGGAAUAAUCGAAAAUCCCCCUUUAGGAGAACUGAAGUAUUCUGUUUACUUCCGGACGACUUAGUCGUUAGUUAAACGCUGCCUGUUUCGGAGAGGAGCCAGAAGUUGGACACUUUGAGGACUUGUUGUCUAGAAACAUUUCUUCGGAAAGUGUAGUUGAAGUUUCAAUGAAAAAUAGACAUGUGUGGACGUGUAUAAAUCGUUUAGUUCACGACUUCUUGCAAUCAACAUUAAAAAUACUUGGUGGAUAAGAAGAUUUCGUUCUCCUGUCUACGUUCGAUGGCUGAAGAAGGAAUCGUAAAACGGGAAAGUUGGAGGAAUUAAGCUUAACGAUCAACGUAGGAUAGUCCACAUAGUGAAAAUAGAAGUUGCGAAGGAUUUAGAAAACAGUUCAGUGGUACGUAUUUCGAAAAAUUUCUAUUUGAUAAAUGAGUGAUCUGGACGACAGACCAAUUUGUGAGCAUCAAAAUAAUAGGUAGUAACAAUGAGAGAAAAGAGUUGAUAAAUAGAUGUUAAUUAUUCAGAAAUUCACGAUAAUAAUAUGAAGAGUGUGGUGAGUCAUUUAGCAAAUAUAGUGGUCGAAGCGAUGAAUGUACAAUCGACUUAGCAGUAAGCCUGACACCACACAGUAGCUAUUAAGCGUGUUCUCUAAUGGUGCGUUUAAACGAAACGAACGUUCAUUCGCGAGUCACCCACUUCGGAAAGUUCGUUUUCCGUCGAUGGCAAUUGACAAUUGGUGGAAGUGGAAGAACAUUCGCGCUACUUGAAUUUAACAACAGUGAAGAACGAACAAGCGUCCGUUUAGUUCAAAGGCACUCUAAAUAAUUCUUCGCUAUAAACUGCCGGUUAAAAUAGCGAGAAAUUCGGUACUCGAUAUUGAAUGCAACUGCGUGCGACGAGUUCCUCUCUUCUUCGAUUUCUUCUCCAAAGAUUUCGUUUACUUGGGUAUUUUAUGCAUUUACAAUUAUUAUUGUAUUAAAUAUACAUAUAAUACUAACUCAUACUAUUUACGAGUAUGUACGAUAUUUAGCGUAAAAAUUUCUGAAAGAGAAAUAUACAUAAAAAAAAUAUCUGUGAGAUAAAACAAUUUUUCAAUUCACUGCCAGAAUUUCUAUAACGUAAAUAAUCGCCCAAGCUGUCCAGCAAUUCUAGAGCAGGAGAAAUCAUCCAAGAAAUUCUAUUCUGGUGAUGUAUUUUCCUUGUACCAUUCAUGGCGGAAGAAGAAACAGCUCAGAAGAGGGGAAUUUAAUCGGAGUAAAUGCGCGACAGGAAAUUCGUAGAAACGGAAACGACGAACGCGCGAAGUGUUCACGCGUGCACGAGUCGCGAACGUGGCCGGAAUUUUCAUCGCGACCCUCCUACCCUUCCCCAGUAGCUUUUUCGACGCUCUAAUCGUGCAUCCUGCCUCCACCCAAUGCGCGGGAGUGAAGGAGAAGCGCGCGCGCGCGAACAAAACACCCACCACCUCUUUCAUUCUCAUCCCCGGUUUGUAUCGACAACGUCUCUGUCUGUAUAAAGUAAGACUGUCUUUUCUACACCGGCAGUUGAUGCUAUAAACUGUAUACCCUUCGAUGGAAAUUUUUUAAAAGCACUGAACGAUUAAGGUCAUUGACGGAAGUGUAUUAAUUAAAAUAAUUUAAUUUAUCAAAUUGUAGUUUGAAAUUUGUUACGGAGGAAAUUCAUGAUGGAUUAUGUGCGAUUACUGUGAUUAGUGGUCGAAUUAGGCAAAGAAUUUAUAUAUUAAUUGUGUGAUAAAAAAGAGUAGGAAACUUGUUACUUUUUUGAUAUUAAAUUUUUAUUUAAAACGUUUGGCAAAAGAUCAGUUAUUUUAGAAAAAAUGACAGAAUUGUUACUUCGGAUUGUAAUUAGAUUUUAGUAUAACAUAAUGAGAAUUGAUUAAUAAUUAAAAGGCAAAAUAAAUAAGGAAAUGAUAAGAGGUAUUAGAUGUUUGGGGGUUGUCACAAGAUCUCCCUUGGAUUCCUUUCACAGGACUACCGAUUCAUUAUUUCGAAAAAUCAUUAGUUUGGAAAACUGAAAAAUUUUCAUGAAAAAGAACUCACCACUUUCGUUUAAUAGUCACAAUCUUUGAAAAUCGGUAAAAUACAGAAGAAGAAAUCCAAGGUUUCUGUAUUGGUGGAAAAGAAUUUUGUAAAAAGUUUAGAAAAUAUUUCGGUAAUUAUUUUUAAACAAAAAUUGUUCAAAAUCAUGUCUCCCACAACAUAUUUAAACGUCAUUAAAAUCGGUAAGGAGUCCCCCUUUGUAAAUAAUUGCCAAUAUUUGUUUCGAUCAAUCGCGUAACAUUAAUAAUGUUGCCAAAAAACGAAACAAAAAACAUAUUUAUAAUUGUACGUAGGAAUUACCCGAUAGAAAAAAGUAGCGCCUAAACGUGUUUGAAUUUCUCACAAAUCUUUAAUUCGCUCUUAAUCGAACAUAUAAUUAACACAAAAAUGAUUUUCAUGGAACGUUCAUCUUAAAGAAAUGGUUACUCUAUCAGACAAUAAGAUACACCUAUAAAAUUUCGUCUAUCUUUAGAAAAGAGUACUGAUUUUCUUCAGUAAGAGAGAAGUACUAAACAAAACGAAUACUUAAAGACAAAUUUUUUUCUCAUAGUAGGAUACAUGUUUUAUUUCAUCUUACGAAUGAUUUGUGGAGAAUUCAAACAGUGAAAAUUUAGUUGACCAUCGUACCUACUCAUUUUACGGAUACGUCAUAUAUACACUUGAGGCGAACUGGCUGUGAUUAUGUUAGUGUUACGGACUUACGUCGAUGCUGUUAAUAAUAACGACGAUACGAUUAUAUAUCUGUAAAUACGACCGAAUAAUUGGAUAAAUAUAUAAAUAUAAAUAUAUAUAUACAAAAUACAAAUACGAUUAUAUAUGCUGUGAUUUCGUCACGGGCAUGCAUUAAAGAAGAAGAACUAAGGAGAACGCAUCAUCAACAGUCUCCAUUAUGUAUCAAACAAUCGAAUGCCUGCAAUAAAGUCAAAAUCGUACCGCGGUCCCGUAAA